Molecule: messenger RNA, 2668 nt
Organism: Erpetoichthys calabaricus (reedfish)
Lineage: Eukaryota; Metazoa; Chordata; Cladistia; Polypteriformes; Polypteridae
Product: zinc finger protein 239-like
Exons: 5
Coding region: 234-1103 (289 amino acids)
Source: RefSeq, a predicted model, not a curated record
CGACAGCAAAGUUUCCAAAAGUGCAGAGAAGGAUGUGGCGGUGGCGAUUCACUGGUAACAAGAGUAGAGGCUGUUAUCAAGCAAAUGAGGCAGGAGUGCGAACGAGUUUAGAAAGAAUCCUGUCACGAGAGACAGAGGCAGAGAAAAAGCUUCUGUUUACUGUAAUGUUCAGAUGGAUGUGAAAGAGGAGACAUGUGAGGCUGGCAUGAAUAUCUUGGAGACAAAGACUGUAAAUGGUGAGGAAAAGGACUGUGAAUGGGAGUCUGUCCACCCUAAACAUGAGAGUCCGGGCAUUAAGGAUGAAGACUGUGAACUGGUGUUGUUGGGCAUUAAAGAAGAGGCUGAAGAGAAUUUGCAGACCCUGUUCAUCUCCAGAGCCUCCUGUCAAUGUGAAGUCUGAAUCAUUACAAUCUGACACAAGAAGGACUGGAAAAAUUUCAUCUGUCAGAAUUCAGGAAGAUCAACCGUCACCUACAAAUAAGUCUGGAAAAAAUGUGUCAGGGAGAGUUGAAGGGCAGACCAUAUGGCAUCAUCAGUUGACCUGUUUAAGCAGAAACAAGCAUCACUGCUUUUCGGAAUGUGGCAAAGAAUUCUGUGCCAGCAGUACUCUUCAAAGACACAAAAGAAUUCACACAGGAGAAAAGCCGUAUGGGUGUGAUGAAUGUGGCAAACAGUUUUCACAAACGGCUCAUCUUCAGAGACACAAAAGAAUUCACACAGGGGAAAAGCCGUAUUGCUGUUCGGAAUGUGGAAGGCAGUUCUCUCGCAGGAGUAUUUUACAGAUACACAUUAGAACUCACACGGGAGAGAAGCCAUAUUGCUGUUCUGAAUGUGGAAGACAAUUUGCUGAUUUUAGCAGUCUUAAGAAACAUUUUACAGUUCACACAGGAGAGAAGCCAUAUCGCUGUACAGAAUGUGGCAAGCAAUUCUGUCGUAGGAGUAUUCUUCAGAUGCACAUUAGAACUCACACAGGAGAGAAGCCAUAUUGUUGUUUUGAAUGUGGCAGACAAUUUGCUCAUAUGAACAGCUUUAAGAGACACUCUACUGUUCAUAGAGGUCAAGGCAACAAAAGAAAAAAACUGUUCAAAGAGAUAGGUGCAUAGUCUGCCAAACAGAGGUCAAAACAGUUACUCAUCUGGUUGCCAGUUUCAAGGUGCUGAUGGUGGAAGGUUUAUACACAUAGAGAGAACCAACAAAGUUUCCAGAUUGCUGCACUGGAAAAUAUGUAAAAAAAUACAAUGUGCUAGUACUACUGACACAUUAAGACCACACUCCAGGCUGAAUAAUAGACAAUGGGAAGGUGUUAGUAAAUUGGUACAUACUAAUAACAAUUGACAGAAAAAGAAGCAAGGAAACAAGACAUCAUUAUUUUAAAAAAUGCUCUGAUAAAGCAUGGCUCGUUUAAAUUUCAAUCCGAAGUGAUCACCCCAUAGAAUAGAAAGGCAAAAAAAUAACCAAAGAAUGAGAAAUGGAAUCUGAGCUGAAUCAGAGGUAGAAUAAAAGAAGGGACUGUACCAUUGGCUCGGCAGUCCUUAUCAAAUCUAACAGAAUAACUCCAGUGCAAAAAUCACUUCUUGGCUGAAGUGUGAGGUUCACCUAGUAUUAAAUAUGCUGAGAAAUUGACCUUGCAAAAGAAGUACAACUGAACCUUCCUGACUAAGGAGUGAGUCUCCAUCCUGUCUGGAUACUACCUCACCCAGAAAAUGUGGGAGAAAUUAGCCCCACGAGAAGCCAUAUUGUUCUGAAUGUGAUACGCAACUCUCACAAAUCAACACUCUUCUUAGCCACAGAAAGUAAAAUCACUUUGGGUGCCACCUGUAGAAGCUUUGAGAAGUACAUUAGAGGGAAAAGAUGGAGGAAGAAAGAGGAAGAUCUCAAAAUUUACCUGCCUAACUACUCAAGUCUUUAUUAUUACCUUCACAUGGUGGGCUUAUUUGGAUUAGAUCUAUACCAGAUCUUAACCUUUGGUCUUGGAAUACCAUCUUCUAGAAUUAAAAUGUUUUGAAGUACCUCCAUUUUAUUUUGGUCUUAAUUGUUUAAUUACUAAACUGUUAAGGUAAAACUAAAGGUGGCAUUUGUUUAUCCACCCAUAAAUAUUGUAUUAGGGAGUUUUAACAAAAGUUUUACAAAUAGUUUUUGUGCAAGUUUAAUUUUUCUUAUCUACACUAUUUUGUUUUUAAAUGAAUUAUCUUUUACCUUUCCUGGGAAGAAAAUGUGGAACCUUUUAUAAACCGCUACCACCACACCAUCAUAGCAAUUAAUGUAUUCAUCCACUGAGUGUUUUUCAGUAGUGGGUUGUGGCUGUGCUCCUGUGGUGAAAAAAAGAUUAGUGUGUCUGUAUGAUGGAGAUCUCCUGGUUUGACAUGUAAUUGCUAAGCUCUUCUAAGUACAAUAAUACUGAUUUGUUAUUGAUACCAUUUAAAUUGUUAAAGCAAUUGCUUAAAAAUAAUAAGAAUAUGCACAAAAUAAGAGAAAUGUAUAGUCACAUUAACAGAACACUGUUUAUUAAUGGUUUUGGUCAUGUAUAACAAUUAGCAAAAUGUAAGAUGCCUCCAAAUUUGUUAAAAUAAAAGUAAACAUUUAUUAUAUGAAACCUAUCUUCUUAUGGCUCUGGCUAGGUCCUGUGAGAAGAUAUUGCUUUUUAUAGAUAUAAAGAAUAAAAGAAGAC